AAUAUCUAGUUCAUUUUGAGAGAAAGAGAGGAGAAAGAAAGAUGUCAGGGUUUCCAAGUCAGCAGCCGACAGAGGAAGAUAAGAAGCUCAAUGAUCAGCAUAUUAAUCUGAAGGUUAAAGGCCAGGAUGGCAAUGAAAUUUUCUUCAGGAUAAAGAGAAGCACUCAACUAAAGAAACUCAUGAAUGCUUACUGUGAUCGCCAGUCAGUUGAGCUCAAUUCCAUUGCCUUUCUUUUCGAUGGACGUCGUCUUCGAGCUGAACAGACUCCAGAUGAGCUGGAGAUGGAGGAUGGUGAUGAAAUUGAUGCCAUGCUGCACCAGACUGGAGGAUCAAUCUGAUUAUAUGUUCUUGUCUAAAAAUGGUGCUGAACCUGUUAAAUCCUUUUCAUAUUUGCCACACUAUAAAUUUAUUCCGAAACCUGUUUAAAUUGACUGGUUUUCGCCCCCAAUCUCAACUGAAAUUGCGGUAUUGCAAUCGAGUUUUGUAAUUAUCUUUGAUGAUAUUUAAGACAAUGAAUAAGUGUAUCAAAUUCCUAAUGCUUAAGCGGGAGAAGAAAAAGUAAAUAUAUAAAUGUUUCAAGAAUAUGCAUUAUUUACAGGAGAGGACCAAACAUCCUUUAAAAUAUGCAAGGAUGUUCAUCCAUUUUUUUUAUCAAAUUGUUCUUAUUUGAUGGA
Impatiens glandulifera is the source of this 674-nucleotide messenger RNA. Its product is annotated as small ubiquitin-related modifier 1-like. The record is from RefSeq and is a predicted model, not a curated record. Gene Ontology annotation, biological process: protein sumoylation. Gene Ontology annotation, molecular function: ubiquitin-like protein ligase binding; protein tag activity. Gene Ontology annotation, cellular component: nucleus. NCBI's taxonomy places the organism in Eukaryota, Viridiplantae, Streptophyta, Magnoliopsida, Ericales, Balsaminaceae. The coding region runs from base 42 to 338 and encodes 98 amino acids. The transcript has 3 exons.